Condylura cristata (star-nosed mole) is the source of this 2708-nucleotide messenger RNA. It is a transcript of the gene STRA6, whose product is annotated as stimulated by retinoic acid 6. Gene Ontology annotation, cellular component: plasma membrane. Lineage: Eukaryota; Metazoa; Chordata; Mammalia; Eulipotyphla; Talpidae. Gene Ontology annotation, molecular function: retinol transmembrane transporter activity; signaling receptor activity. Bases 82 to 2067 code for a protein of 661 amino acids. The record is from RefSeq and is a predicted model, not a curated record. Gene Ontology annotation, biological process: vitamin A import into cell. The transcript is spliced from 18 exons.
ACAUCUGUAGUGGUUUCUCUCUCUCUCUCUUCCUCUCCCUCUCUCUCUGGUCGGGGGUCAAAGGAGAAGCAGCGUGGAAGAAUGUCGUCCCGGGCAACAGGGAACCAGACCUCCUCCUUCGGGGCCACAGAUGACUAUUCCUAUGGCAGCUGGUACAUCGACGAGCCCCCCGGCGGCCAGGAGCUCCAGCCAGAAGAAAUGGUGCCCGCCUGCCACCCCAGUGUGCCACCCAGCAUCCUCCAUGCCUGCCUGGCCGUGCUGUCUGUGCUCGUGUCACUGCUGCUGGCCAUGCUACAGCAGCGCCGCCGGCUCUGGCCCCAUUGUGGGCACGGCAGGCCCGGAUUGCCCAGCCCUGUGGACUUCUUGGCUGGGGACAGGCCCCGUGCAGUGCCCACCGCUGUCUUCAUGGUCCUCUUCAGCUCCCUGUGCCUGCUGCUCCCUGACGAGGACCCGCUGCCCUUCCUGACACUGGUGUCACCACCCAACCGAGAUGGGGAAAAGGAAGCUCCAAGAGCGGCCUGGAAGCUGGUGGCCCUGCUCUACUACCCUGCCCUGUACUACCCCCUGGCCGCCUGUGCCACGGUCAGGCACGGAGUUGCACACCUGCUGGGCAGCGCCUUAGCCUGGGCUCACUUCGGGGUCCAGGUCUGGCAGAGAGUAGAGUGUCCCCAGGCACCACAGAUCUAUAAGUACUACUCCCUGCUGGCUUCCCUGCCUCUCCUCCUGGGUCUCGGAUUCCUGAGCCUUUGGUACCCAGUGCAGAUGGUGAGGAGCCUCAACCACAGGACAGGCGCAGGCUCUAAGGGGCUGCAGAGUAGCUACUCUGAGGAAUAUCUGAGGACCCUCCUUUGCCGGAAGAAGCUGGGAAGCAGCUCCCCCAGUUCCAAGCAAGGCUUCCUGUCCUGCGCUUGGAUCCGCUUCAGACAUUAUCUCUACACUCCACAGCAAGGAUUCCGACUGCCCCUGAAGCUGGUCCUUUCAGCCACCCUGACAGGCACGGCCGUUUACCAGGUGGCCCUGCUGCUGCUGGUGGGGGUCGUGCCCACCAUCCACAAGGUGAGGGCGGGCAUCAGCACGGACGUGUCCUACAUGCUGGCCGGCUUUGGCAUCGUGCUGUCGGAUGACAGGCAGGAGGUGGUGGAGCUGGUGAGACACCACUUGUGGGCUCUGGAAGUUUGCUACGUCUCUGCCUUGGCCCUGUCUUGCUCACUCACCUUCCUCGUGCUGAUCCGCUCGCUGGUGACACACAGGACCAACCUUCAGGCUCUGCACCGCGGGGCUGCCCUGGCCCUGGGUCCCCAGAGCCUCCACCCCUCCCGCCACGCCAUCUUCUGUUGGAUGAGCUUCAGCGCAUACCAGACUGCAUUUACCUGCCUCGGUCUCCUGGUACAGCAGACCAUCUUCUUCCUGGGGAGCAUGGCCCUCGCCUUCUUGGUCUUCCUGCCCAUGCUUCAUGGCAGGGGCCUCCUGCUCCUGCGAUCCUUGGAGUUCUCGUGGCCCUUCUGGCUGACCUUGGUCCUGGUUGUGAUCCUGCAGAACGCGGCAGCCCACUGGGUCUUCCUGGACACGCACCAUGGGCGCCCAGCGCUGACCAAUCGGCGAGUGCUCUACGCCACCACCUUCCUUCUCUUCCCCAUCAACGUGCUGGUGGGUGCCUUGGUGGCUGCUGGGCGGGUGCUCCUGUCUGCCCUCUACAAUGCUGUCCACCUGGGCCAGAUGGACCUCGGCUUGCUGCCCCCUAGAGCCGCCACCCUUGACCCUGGUUACCACACGUACUGCAACUUCUUGAAGAUCGAGGUCAGCCAGUCUCAUCCAGCUGUGACCGCCUUCUGCACCCUGCUCCUGCAGAGACCCCAGCUCCCGGCGGCACCCCAGGAUGGCCCCAGACUGGAGGAGGAAGAAGGAAUGCUGUUGCUGCAGACGAAAGACCCUGCCACCAAGGCAGCUGGGCCCAGGGCCCACCGAGGCAGGGCCCGCUGGGGUCUGGCCUACACGCUGCUGCACAACCCGGCCCUGCAAGCCUUCCGGAAGCCGGCCCUGUUAGAUGCCCAGGCCAACAGCGCCUAGUCCUAAGGGUGCUGAAGGCCCAGCCACUUGUCUUUAUCUGCGCUGGGGGCUUUCCUUCCCUGGCUCUCCCAGGAUCUCCCCAGACAUGGUGGCCUCUCUGCUUAGCACCAGCUCUGCCAAUAGCUUGCCCAGGAUUGGCGCCCCAGGACUCAGUUCCUGAAGCCAGGGGUCACUGUGCUGGGGUGGAGGUGUGUCCAUACUCCAGCCUUGGGAAUGCUCUAGUCUGCCUCAUGGGCCUCAGGAAUUGAGGACUCUGGAGACAGCAAUCAGCGGUUGAGGCCUGCGGCCCAGGAGGGCCACACCCUCCCCAAGCUGGCUGCCAGGCCUCUCAGCAGUCUUUUCCUGAGCUGGAUAGGUGAUUGGGGCUGGGAAAGCCUCAGAUUCCAGCCUAACCCACCCCCCAACUCCCAGCCUUAGCCUCACCACCCAGGACCAGCUCCAGGGUUUCUGUCUCUCCUCUCCACUUCCCACCCCCACCUCGUGGCCUGCAAGGCGGCUCUGUGCUCCCACCAGCAGCAAAGUCCCAGCUCAAACCAGGCCCCACACUGAGCUGCCCACACUUGAGAGCCAGAUAUUUUUGUAGUUGGUAUGUCUUUAGAUAUUAUGAAAGAGGUUAGUGUAUUCCCCGUAAUAAACUUGUC